Messenger RNA from Spinacia oleracea (spinach), 1606 nucleotides. RefSeq names its product F-box protein CPR1-like. Gene Ontology annotation, molecular function: protein binding. Bases 49 to 1155 code for a protein of 368 amino acids. The transcript has 2 exons. The record is from RefSeq and is a predicted model, not a curated record. NCBI's taxonomy places the organism in Eukaryota, Viridiplantae, Streptophyta, Magnoliopsida, Caryophyllales, Amaranthaceae.
AAUCCUAAAAACAAUUCUCUUUCCAUUUCGCUUAGAUUUGGAGCAACAAUGUCGGCGCUUCCGACUGAAAUAAUCGCCGAAAUUCUCUCAAAAUUGCCUGUAAAAUCACUUCUCCGCUUUCUAUGCGUCUGCAAAUCUUGGAAAUCGUUGAUUAAAAGCCCCACUUUUGUCAAAAUCCACCUCAAUCAAACCCUAAUUUGCAACUCCGAUCGUCAUCUCCUCCUCUCCUAUUACUCUCUUCACUCUGCCGAGCUCGACCUCCACCAUAAUCGCCUCUCUUUCUCGGAGCUCAACCACCCUCUCAACCCCCUUAAAGGUGUCAGAUUGGUUGGUUCUUGCAAUGGCGUCCUCUGCAUCUCCGACAAUUCCUUUAAUGACAUCAUCUUAUACAAUCCUCUUACAAAAUCACAUCGUAAGCUUCCCUCCAAUCAAUUUCCAAGCCCUAAACUUCAUAUGAAUGUGUUUGGGUUUGGAUACGACGGCAAGACCGACGAUUACAAGGUACUGAAGAUGGUUCAGGGCUUUGAAGAGAAUUUCAAUAGUGAAGCUCAAGUGUAUAGCCUAAACAACAAUUCAUGGAAAUCUGUUCAAUGUAUCAAAGGUAUCCCGUUCUUUCUCUACUAUGCUGAUUGCAGUGAUGUUAUUGUUAACGAGGCUUUACAUUACCUUGUUACCAAGGAAUUUGAGUCGUGGCAAUGUACACUCAUAUCUAGUUUUAAUCUUAGGACUGAGAGUUUCUCGCUUAUUAAAAGCCCUGAUUACGAUGAAAAGUAUAAUAGUUUAGUGUUGGAUGUGGCUGAAUUGGAUGGGUGUUUGUGUUUGAUGGUCAAUUAUAAUAAGACUUCUAAUUGUGUUCAUACUCUAGAGAUAUUUGAACGUGCUGAUUUAUGGGUGAUGAAGGAGUAUGGGGACGAAGAGUCUUGGAUGAAAUUGUGUAGUAUUCGCCAAUUGGAGAGUAUUAGUGGUUGCAUACAAUUGAGACCUGUUGUUUAUUCCAAAGAUGGGAGACGAAUUUUGUUAGAGAUUAACAAUUGUAAGUUUGGUUGGUAUGAUUUGGAGUCGGAAACAGUUGAGAUAUUUGCAGCUCAUGGGUUGCCAAAUAGACCUUUCGAAACAAGUUUCUUCAUGGGAAGCCUUAUUUCUUUUGAAGAAUAAAGAGAAGCAGCAUACUGAAGCUGAAAGGGAGCUUUGCAAAGGAAGAGCAAAAAGAAGGAUUUUGCAUUGUUAAAGCUAAAAAAUCAUUCAGCUUACAUAUUGUUUUUGAAGAGACCUUUGGUUGAGGUCGUUGGGGAAGCCAGGAGCACUGCUUGAUGAUUUGAACAUGAAGACUGCUGGAGGUAAUUCUAUGGUAGCUAUCUUUUGUUGUGUAUUUGUUAAUGAAUCAAAGAUAUCCAAGCUGUACUUCCUUAUUCUUAUCACAAUGCUAAUGAAUCAACAGCUUACCGAAGUUUCUGGUGUCUAAUUGUAUGUUAGAUUUAUUUUGACUAUAAGGAAAUUUAUGUUUUGGUACGACUUGUAUGUAAGAUAAGAUAAACUAGGAAAAUCUGUUUUCCUUCUGGCAGCACCAAAAAGAAGUAAGACGCAUAAGCUGCUGUUUUCUCUUUCA